GAGGCAGCAUCGGCGGUGCGGUGCUGUGCUAUGGACCCCAGGGACAAUGUCGAGACAGGGGAGACGGAAAACAUCCAGGAGCUGCUCUACAUGCCGAUUCCAGAGGAAACACCGACCAAGAACGAGCAGGAGAAGCUGUCAGGGGUCGUCAAAAACGUCCACAGAAAACUGCGCAGGAAAUAUAGAGAGGUGGGCGACUUUGACAAGAUCUGGCGCGAGCAUUGCGAGGAUGAGCAGACACUGAGUGAGUACGCCCUCGCCAUGAAGAAUCUUGCUGACAACCAUUGGGCCAUAAACUGCGAGGGAGAGGGUCGCAUCGAAUGGUGUCGCAGUGUCUGUCAAGAAUAUUUCUUAGAUGGCGGGAUGAAACGAAUGUUAGAGAAGGAUGAGAAAAGUGCCACGCUCGCCAUGGGUCUGACUGCAGCGUCUGUAAGUGCCCAACCGUACAGCACCAUCCCCAGUUCUAUCUCUCAGCUGGGGAAAAUGCGCCUUCUUGAUGUGGGAAGCUGCUUCAACCCUUUCUUGAAGUUUGAUGAAUUCCUUACAGUUGGUAUUGACAUAGUGCCUGCAGUUGAGAGUGUGUACAAGUGCGACUUCCUCAACCUUCAGCUCCAGCAGCCUCUCCAGCUGGCAGGCGACGCAGUCGAGGCCUUCCUGCGCCAGCUCCACAACCCCAUUGACACUCUGCCUGCCCAGCUUUUCCACGUGGUGGUCUUCUCCCUGCUCCUCUCCUACUUCCCCUCACCAUACCAGCGCUGGAUCUGCUGCAAGAAGGCCCACGAGCUGCUGGAGCUGCAUGGCCUGCUACUCAUCAUCACACCUGAUUCAUCCCACCAAAACCGCCACGCCCUCAUGAUGCGCAGCUGGCGUGUAGCGGUGGAGUCACUGGGCUUCAAGCGCUAUAAAUAUGUCAAGUAUUCCCACAUGCAUCUCAUCGCCUUCCGUAAGGUGUCUCUUGCAACCACCAGCGACCUGGUGUCACGCAACUACCCCGAGAUGCUCUACAUCCCUCAGGACUUCCACUCCAAUGAGGAGGAAGACUGUGCCGACGUGCCCGUGCAGGUGCGCUCCGACUUUGAGGAUGACCAGCUGGCUUGGGGCUUCAUGGAGCUACCUGACACACCCUACGAUUCAGAUUCUGGGGAGAGCCAGUGCAGCUCUCUGCCUGGCUUCCAUGAGCUAGAGGACCCCAUCCUGCUUCAGAGUUAGGCUAAACCAGCCACCCCCCCUCCCCUCUUUUCUCUAUGUAACUGUCAUCUCCCCUUCAACUGCUGCGCUGCCAAAUUUAACCUGCUGCAUUCUUUUCCCACUUCUCCUCCCUCUCCUCCAAAACAAUGCAGUUUGCACAGUGUGAAAGAGAGAAGUUUACAGAUUAUUUUUCUCAUAUCCACACUCCUCUGAGAGUACACACGCAUACAUGCACACAUAUACACAUAUACACACACACACUAAGAUGGAUAUAUUUUGAUAAAUAGCUAGAUUUUUUAAGAGUUGGAAAGUUGAAUGCCCUUAAGAUAUCUAAAGUCCCUGCUCCUUGAUUUCCAUCCCAUCUUACAAUCAGCUCUCAAUAACAACAGUCAGCUUGUCUACAUCUGUACUAAGUCUCUAUUUGAAUAAGCUAGUGUGGCAGGCUGCUUAGUACAAAAAAGCCAAAUACAGCAACCCGAGCAGUCUGACAUGAGUUUGAUUAAACUGGAGAGACUUGAGAUGGAAACGACUGGACUUGGUACGCUUGCUUCUGUCACAGUCAUGCAGCUAGACUUUCUGAAAAUUCUUGAUGUGCAUUUAGUUUUCCAAGACAAAAAAAGUUGAAAUAUAUAUUCUCAACAGUCAAAACAUUGGUGUUGUCCAGUGUUAAGUGUGGCAAUGCCAUUUUAACUUGGCAUCCUCUGAAUGAUUUGUGUAUCUUUUACAAGAAAGUGGUAUUUGUAGCAUUUUAAACAUUUUCAGAACCAUAUGGUAGGAGUAUUAUUAGGUUUACUAAUGUGAAACUGUAACUGUGUUUACUCAUUGUGUAACAAGGUACGAGUGUCUCAAAGUAGGUAUUACACUUUUUUUCCUCUUUGUUGUCCUCACAAAUAUUAAUACUGAAUUAUCUCCUGUUAGAUUUCCAAUACAUGUUUUUGUUCUCAAGCAAAGAAAUAGUACAACCGUCAAGUCAGUAUCCCAUAUCAGAUGGGUUUAACAGCACCAGUAUCCUUUGACACAAUUUUGUAACUUUGAUGUGAAAAGUAAGUACUCUGCCUCCUAAAAGGAUCCAGAUCUGAGUUCAGAAAAUUCGCCUUAACAGAAGAUUUGCACUAGUUUACUGUUUUGUCAUAUGGAACCUCUGAAAAGGUGAGAAACUGUAGAUUUUUAGCAAUAUAGCAAGUGAGAUCUGAUCUGAAAAUACUGAAUCCAGCAGGGGGGAGAUUUUAACUAAAGACACUACCAGAUGAUGUGUUAGUGUGUGUUCCUGCCUGUUUCCAAACAGGCCAAAUGUGUGGGUGCGGUUGGGUUUGUCAGUGUGAAUGAAGGAAUUAAUUUAUGUUGAUGUGUUUCUUGUCGGUGGCACUUUAUCAUUGAUCCCAAAGGGUGUCACAGAUGUAAUUAUUUUCUUAAGAUGACAGUUUAACGACCAGUAUGAUGGGCCCAUAAGAUGAUACCAAUAAGUCUAAGGUGCCUUCUUUGUUCACAAUUAUGUUGCAAGCAGAAGUUCAUGCCCCUGGUGAAAAUGAAACUCAUAUCCGUUUGCAAAAAAAAGAUGUCAAGCUUCUUUGGCCAAACCAUACACACAGCGGUCCAGUUCUUCUUUGUCUUAUUAAUGGUUAACAAAAAACAUUUCCUGUGUUGACGUAUCAGUGUGUUGUUGCCAUUUUCUCAUAUCAUUUGCCAGUUAAUGCACAUCUCUCUGCUGAUAUCUCUUCUGUUUUUACUGGAAAAAAGGAAAAAAAGAAAAGAAAAAAAAAUCAUGUGAUCACACAUUCAGAUCUUAAAGAAGCGUGUUUUGUGAUAUAUUUGGUGCAUUUGUCUUCCAAUGUUUCUUUUAGCCCAUUUUGCAUGAGACAGUUCAUCUUCAUUAUCAACAUUUUCAACAAUGCAGAACAAUGUGUGCUUAUAGUAUGGUUGUGUUUCUCUUUUAUAAAUGAAUGUAAA
This is a messenger RNA of Scomber japonicus (chub mackerel), 3135 nucleotides long. RefSeq names its product base methyltransferase of 25S rRNA 2 homolog (gene samtor). The record is from RefSeq and is a predicted model, not a curated record. The transcript has 5 exons. Bases 31 to 1209 code for a protein of 392 amino acids. Gene Ontology annotation, biological process: negative regulation of TORC1 signaling. NCBI's taxonomy places the organism in Eukaryota, Metazoa, Chordata, Actinopteri, Scombriformes, Scombridae.